CGUACAUUAUGUUGCAGUAGUAGUGUAUACGUCUCUGUCAGAUUUGUCAAUUAAAAAAAAUAUAUUUCAUUCAUCUCUAAACUGGAAGAUGUUUUCCAAUUUGUGAUAAAUUGACCAAAUUGAUCAUGGAUCAUGAAAACGAUGCUGUUUGUGAAAAAAUUAUUAACGAAAUUGAUUUAGUCUUUCAGAAUGAUUCUGAUUUAUGUACCUUUGAAAUAAUACACUUAGCUGCCAAUCAAAAUAAAAAUAAAUCGCCUGUGAUCCAUGCGGAAAAUAAUUUAGGUUUAGAAUCGUGGUGUACCCAGCACGUAUACGAGUAUGCACAUAAAACGAUUUUCAAUAAGAAAAUUGAAAAUCCGAAAUCGAUUCACUGCAUAUCGAUCGUCAAGUACCUAAACUGUGCCAUACUAAUCAAUCCCGAUGUGGCUACAUUUUGGAACAUUCGUCGCAAACUGUUCAUCAACAAUAAACUCAAUAUAACCAAAGAAUUUAAGUUUUCGUCGAUCGUUUUAAGCAAAAAACCUAAAUCCAACGAGGCGUUCUGCUAUCGUCGUUGGCUGUUUUCGUUUCAAAGUGCAUUUGCUACGGAUUGGACCUACGAACUAGGAUUAUGUGAACGUUGUGCCGAUAAAAGCUCAAGCAAUUAUCCCGCAUGGUGCCAUCGAAAUUGGGUCCUGAACAAAUCCCCAUUCCUACUCAAAUAUGAGCCGCGAAUCACGGAGAAAUUUAUCCGUAAACAUAUCGGAGACUAUAGUGGCUUCUGUCAUAGACAGUAUGUUCUGUAUAAAAUGCUCGAAACGAAUAUCGUUGACGAUCAACAGGAAUCAAACCACUAUGUGGAGCUCAUCAAUUUUGUUUGUCGAAUUACAUCCAAGCAAAUUUCAACGGUUGAUCAAUUGACGAAUCUACUGUUACCGAUCGGUCAGGCGAACCAUACCGAAUUGGAAACGAAAUCAUUCUUCUAUUGUAUGAACAUUGCAGCUCAGGAUUUGGAUAUGUGUGACGAAUUGAAAACGAUGUACGGCUAUCGCGAAUCGUUUCAGUGCCAUCGGCGUUCCGUGCUCAAAUUUAUCGUUGAAAGUUUUAAAAAGUUUAACUAUGUGAAAGCGGACAGCGAUCAGCCGCAAAAUAAAAUGGUCAAAAUCGACGGCGACACGGUGUACGAAUUUUUGGAUUGCCUGAGAGCUAGCGAAGGUAAACUGGGCGAAUUACACCGGAAAUGGUGUCAAAUAUAUUUAGGAUUCGAUUAUCGUAACGCUGGCAGUUUUACGAUGGAUUGAUUUCAGCAUAUCGCUAUUAUACAGUAUGUAAGCACUUGUCAGUUCAGAUAGCGAAUUUUAAUAUAGACGCUAGUAAAUUCAAUUAUACCUUAAAGUUCCAAUGUUGCAACACACAAACUAUUAUAAAACAGAAUUUAUUUAGCUACACGUAAAACUGUCAAUAAAAGAUUAUUCAAAUCG
This is a messenger RNA of Bradysia coprophila, 1460 nucleotides long. RefSeq names its product protein prenyltransferase alpha subunit repeat-containing protein tempura (gene temp). Gene Ontology annotation, cellular component: cytoplasm. Gene Ontology annotation, biological process: protein prenylation. Gene Ontology annotation, molecular function: protein prenyltransferase activity. NCBI's taxonomy places the organism in Eukaryota, Metazoa, Arthropoda, Insecta, Diptera, Sciaridae. The record is from RefSeq and is a predicted model, not a curated record.